Messenger RNA from Anoplopoma fimbria (sablefish), 3502 nucleotides. RefSeq names its product angiopoietin-related protein 2-like. The transcript has 5 exons. The record is from RefSeq and is a predicted model, not a curated record. Bases 320 to 1930 code for a protein of 536 amino acids. NCBI's taxonomy places the organism in Eukaryota, Metazoa, Chordata, Actinopteri, Perciformes, Anoplopomatidae.
AAGACGGAGGGAGGUCGAGUCUCUGGGAGGACGAGACGCAGAUUCUAACUGAGAGACAGGAGAUGUGUUAAAGGUGGAGAGAAAUGCUCUGCUGCAGAUGAAGUGAGCUACAACAGGAGAGCGUUUUGUUGCUGCUGCUUGAUUGGACACGUGGGGACUUUUUAAAAACACGUCAUCACAGCCGGACACUUUGCUUACGGUCUUCACAGAGAAUCGAUUCUGUCAGCAGGUAAAGGGAAUAUUAUGAGGAAGUUCCUGUGAGGAAAAUAACGGACGAACACAGAGGAAAUGAGGGGAGACUGAGCAGAGAGGGGGUUUAAUGAAACAGAGACAAGUGCAGAAAUCAUCUUGGGUCGGGUGCAGCAGGACUAUGAUUCUCCCUGUGGUGGUUUUGCUGGUGCUCCUGUUGCUCUCUGGACCCAAGUCCUCUAUCCAGGGAGACACUCAGGAAAUCGAGGACAGCGAGGAGAUCUUGGAGAGAGAGUUCAUCUAUGCGCCGAAGCGGCAAAAACGUGCCGCGGUUGACCACAGCGCUUCCCAAACAGACAAAUGUUCCUACACCUUUGUUGUCCCUCAACAGAAAAACAACGGGGCAAUCUGUGUGAACUCCAAGGAGCCCGAGGCCCUGCUGGAGAACCGGGUCAAUAAGCAGGAGCUGGAGCUGCUCAACGGCGAGCUGCAGAAGCAACGGCGGCAAAUUGAAGCGCUGCAGCAGCUGGUGGAGGUGGACGGGGGGAUAGUCAACGAAGUCAAGCUACUGCGCAAAGAGAGCCGCAACAUGAACUCCAGAGUAACGCAGCUCUACAUGCAGCUGCUGCACGAGAUUAUACGCAAACGAGACAAUGCUCUCGAGGCGUCACAGCUGGAGACCCGCAUGCUCAACCACACACACGAGAUGGGGAGGCUAGCUUCGCGCUACAGCGACCUGGAACAUAAGUACCGGCAUCUGUCGGCGAUCGCUAACAACCAGAGCACUCUGCUGGUGCAGCUGGAGGAGCACUGUAAGCGGGGAGGAUACCGGUAUACUGCGGUGCAGGAGAGGAGCCGCCCUGCCCGUCCACAGGCUCCUGUGAUCCCUCAGCCUCCUCUGCAGAUGCCAGCAUUGUCUCCUGGAGGAUACAGACCCUUCCAUCCACCCACCUACACCCGCCACACCAACAACCCCAUGACCAAUGAGAUACAGAAUGACCAGAAUGCCAAAGCUUUACCACAUCCGCUCACCACAAUGCCAAGUGUGUCAUACAGCUUUACCAGCGAGCCCUCUGGUCCUUUCAAAGACUGUCUAGAGGCUCUGGAGGCCGGAUACACCACCAGCAGCAUGUACCUCCUGAAACCAGACAACAGCAACCAACUCAUGCAGGUUUGGUGUGAGCAGAGACAUGACCCUGGUGGCUGGACUGUCAUUCAGAGACGUCAGGAUGGCUCUGUGAACUUCUUUAGAAACUGGGAGACCUACAAGCAAGGGUUUGGAAACAUUGAUGGCGAAUACUGGUUGGGCCUGGAGAACAUCUACUGGCUGACCAACCAGGGCAACUACAAGCUGCUGGUGACUUUAGAAGAUUGGAGCGGUCGCAAGACCUUUGCGGAGUACGCCAGCUUCCGUGUUGAGCCUGAGGACGACUUCUACAGGCUACGAGUGGGCCGGUACCACGGCAGUGCCGGAGACUCUCUCACCUGGCACAACGGCAAGCAGUUCACCACACUGGACAGAGACCAUGACGUCUACACAGGUAACUGCGCCCACUACCAGAAGGGAGGAUGGUGGUAUAACGCCUGUGCUCACUCCAACCUAAAUGGCGUGUGGUACCGUGGUGGGCACUACCGCAGCCGUUACCAGGACGGGGUGUACUGGGCCGAGUUCAGAGGAGGAGCUUAUUCUCUGAAGAAAGUGACCAUGAUGAUAAGACCCAAUGCAAACACCUUCCAUUAACACUUUGGUCACUGGAAACUGAACAUAUUUACUGGACAAACAACAGAGGGUUUUAUUUCUAUAUCACACAAAGCACAAAUCCUUGAUUUGAUCCUCAGUCUUUGCCUUUUUCCUGUUGGUGGCCUUAUAUUCACAUUGUAGCUCAAAUUGCAAAAGAUCCAUGCAGAAUUUAUUUUCAUUUUAUUCAUCCUACAGGUAUAGGUAUGGCUGGUACUUCCAAUGUAUUAUUGGUGCUUAUAUUAUCUAUGUCUAAAAUAUACUGUGAUCAAUUCUACAGGAGAGAAAAGUGGUUAUUUAUUUUAAUAGCAUUUUGCAGAGAAUUGCGGUAAAUUUAUCUAAUUUGCCAGGAUAAUCUCCUUUCCAAGUCCAUUUGCUUGUUAAUAGCAUCUGCUAUUUGGAUUUGACAUAGUUAGUAAAACCAUGGGUUGUAAGUCUUCUGACCACUUAGUUUGAGAACAAAGUAUAAAGAUCAACAUGCCAAGCAAAUUUCACUCGGUCAACUUUUCUUCAGUCUAAAUAGCAGACAUUCCAGCUACCUUUAUCACUGAAUACACUAUGCAUGUUCUUGAACUGGAUUGACUCUAUAUUGCUUGAUAGUUCUUAAAAGUGAGAUGUAAAGUUACAGGUAAGUAUUCCCACUGAGCAAAAACAGCCCCUUGGAUCUUCUUCACUAUAUCUUGAUCAACCAUUGAAGGGGCCGCUGUUAUAUUAUCCUAAAUUACAAAUUUCUUGGCACUGAAGAUCCUUGUUCUUGAUAUUUUGUGUCACGACUAUACAUUCAACAAUUUUAUGCUCCAAAAGCCAUCUGUGUUUCCGACAUACCUUUUUUUUCUAGCUUGAAACCAUAAUGGGACACAAAAACUCUCCACUGAAAAAACAGGACAUUGUUAGCCUAGCUUAGCAUAAAGACUAGAAGCAGGGGGAAACAGUUGGUCUGACUCUGUCCAAAGUUUUAAAAAAUCCCCCACUUACACCUCUAGAGCUCACUGAUUAACUAGUUUUCUCUCCGUUGUUGUAUUGCACACACCAAAACCUGUGAUAACCAACCGUAUCUGACUACCCACUCUAUAGCCAGAGCAAAGAGGUGCGGAUGGUCAUCGGUUGUUCUUCAAAAGAAAAAAAACUUGAGUACGGAUCUCCCCCAGUUUUGUGUUUCCCUCCUAUUUCAGAUCUUUACGCUAAGCUAGGCAAACCACAGCCUGAUUGGAGCUCUGCGCUUCUUGAACCAUAAUUACCAGCACCAACUUAACAAGACCUGCCCCCACGUCUUGGACAAUGUGAAAUCAAAUAAACCCUUCGAAUGCAGACAGGAUUUAGAAAAACAUUUAUGAAUACAAUUUCCCUGCAGGUGGUCUAUGUAAAAUCAGUUAGCCAACAGUUCAGUGUGUACAACUCAGUUAUUCCCUCUACCCACCAAAGGUUUCCUGGUCUGUUGGAAAAUAUCAGUCACUGCAUUAGUGUGCAGAUACAGUAUGUACCAGGUAUUCUGUGUAUAUAUAUGCUUUCUGAUUAAGAUUAUUUUUUUAUAGUCUGUAUGUAAUCCAAACUUGCAAUAAACUAUGCACAACUCUG